AUGUCUACCAAGAUACUGUCUUUAAACAGCACGGUUUUCAAAUGUAUGAAAACGUUUCACACCAGCUGUCCACGAGGGUUUAGGUAAGACACGCCGGAUAACUUUUUGUUAAUAUGUAAACUGCUGAUACAACAACCAUGCAUGCAGCAUAAUUGCCUCAUUUUGAACUUCCACAGAACUGCAGUUGCGUCUCUUAGUUCCGUCAGUUUGAAGGGUCGAAGCUUCCUAACUUUGAAAGAUUUCAGCCCAGAUGAAAUCAAGAGGCUGCUGUGGGUCUCAGGAGACCUCAAACAUCGGAUCAAACAUGAAAAACAGGUAGCUGGUGUUUGCUAACUUCUGUUGACUGCAGUAUGCAUUUGCAAAUGUUCUCAGUUUUAACUGUCAAGGUCAAUCUUCAGUGUCUGAAGCUAACUUUCUUCUCCAUUUUAGUAUCUUCCUCUUCUCCAAGGGAAGUCCAUUGCCAUGAUAUUUGAGAAGAGGAGCACCAGAACAAGAAUGUCUACAGAAACAGGUGUCCCUUAUGUAUUCAUAUAUCUUCAAAUGGUUUAUGACAUGUGCUGUAUUGAAACUUACAUGUAAAAACAUUAGAGUGGCACAAUUCAGUCACCAUGCAAUUGUUAGAUUAACGCAUUAGAUACACAUUGAUAGAAUUAAUGUAAUGGGGUUUUGAUAUCUUACAAACUUAGUCUGGCUGUUUUGAUCCAUUAGUAGCUUUAGCAGUGUAAAUGCCACCCCUUGUUUUUGACACAAAAGAACUGCUGAAAGGGGACUUUGAAAGCACCACGGGAACAAUGCUGUUUGCACCUAAACUACAUCCAUUCCCCACUCCUAUGCUGAACUUGGUGUGGGCUUAAAAGACAGUUUCUAUUUGAGGAUGAUUCAGUGUUUUUACUCCAGGUUUUGCUUUGCUUGGCGGGCACCCUUGUUUCCUCACAUCUCAGGACAUCCACCUUGGAGUGAACGAGAGUAGCACAGACACAGCUAGGUAUGAAAUUCAUUAUGGUUUUGUUCUUUACCAUGUGGGUUACAUAUCUCCGCUCCUUAUUUGUCUGUUAAUCUCAAAAAAAUCUUAAUCAGCAUGGUGUUUUUUAAGGCAGCGCUGCUUCACUUGUAUAAUAUUGCUUUGGUCCUCUGCUGCUUUUAAUAACUGAAAGGAAAGAUUAGAUUUUGUAGGUCACCACAUGAACCAAUAUUACAUGCACCCCUGUGUAAUCUCUAACCCCCCGCCACAGGGUUCUCUCAGGGCUGUGUGAUAUUGUCUUAGCACGAGUGUAUAGCCACUCCACACUGGAAGAACUGGAUAAGGAGGCCUCCAUCCCCAUCAUUAAUGGCCUGUCUGACCUCUACCACCCAAUCCAGAUCCUAGCUGACUACCUCACUUUGCAGGUAAUGUAGCAGCUUCCUGGCAUCCUGCUGUUUAAAUAAUUGAGAUGAUAAAGUCAGCGUGUUUUUCAAAUAUUUCCUCCCAGGAACAUUAUGGCUCCCUGAGUGGACUAACAGUCAGCUGGAUUGGAGAUGGGAACAAUGUCCUCCACUCCUUCAUGAUGUCAGCAGCCAAACUAGGAAUACAUCUGAAGAUUGCUACACCAAAGGUUUGCUUCUUUUUAUGUGGGAACAUCCACUGUAACUGUCUUAUCAUUGCUAGAGUUGAUCCUUUCCAAAGAAUAUCCUGGGGGACUACAAAUAUAUUGUUUUCUUUUUAUAAAAUAUAUGAAUAUUCAGCAACUGAUCUACAUUUUUACCUUAAUUUGCAGGGAUAUGAACCAGAGAAAAGUGUAAUUGAAGAGGCACAAAGACUCUCCAAUGAGGUGAAUUAUUGUUCAUGUGUCCUAGCUUUAAACAAACCUCUUGUCAAAAGACUUCUCAUUAAUUCAUAAAAUUGUAUUUUGUCUCAGCAUGGGACCCAGCUGGUUCUGACCAGUGACCCCAUGGAGGCUGCCCAUGGCAGCAAUGUUUUGGUCACUGACACCUGGGUCAGCAUGGGGCAGGAGGAGGAGAAAAAAAAGAGGCUUAAUGACUUUAAAGGUUACCAAAUUACUAUGCAGGUAAGAUGUGGGGAGUUUUACAAAUAUAAAGAAACACAUUUUGACUUAAACACUUUCUCUUUGGCUCAGAAAGAAAGAGGAGUCAAUCGUUACAUAUCAGUAGCUUUUAGAGAUGGAAGGCGUUUUCUGCUAUGUAAAAGACACUGAACUUGUCAGAGUCGUUGUUCCAAUAUUUAACAUUAAUUCAGAGCAAACUUAUGUUUUGUAUUUAAUAGGCUACUGCUUGAGAAAGUGAUACAAAAGUUUAUAAUAACUAAACCAAUUACAUCCUUUUUAAUGGAGAAACAGCUAAAUAGAUUUCAGAAUUUAAAGUUAGCAUGCAUAUUAAAAAAACGUAUUGCACAAAUCAUAAAUGUAUUGGUAGCAUAGUUUUCUGAAAAAUGAGAAAGUGAGGUGAUGUGAUUUUCAUUAACAAAACACGUCUUUAUGUCAUAUAUAUAAACACACAUUAUGGACAGUUUUAUUUUGGAGAAACUACCUCUGAACUGAUCCAAAUCAGUCAUUUGUCAGCCAAAUAUGUGUGAGCAUAGGAGAUGUUUGAUUCCAGUUUUGAAUUGAUUCAAGGUAUUAACAUAAAACAGCUUCUGGAAAACAAAAGAGAAAUGGACUAGCACUGCAAACAAAAAAGAAACUAUAAUGUAUUUAACAUAUAUGUAUAUCUGACUAGCCAUUAUUCUUGCAAUACUCCAUCCUGACUUUCUCACUCAUCUACAGACAGCACGUGUAGCCAAACCAGACUGGACCUUCCUACACUGUCUUCCACGGAAAAUGGAGGAGGUGGAUGACGAGGUAUUCUACUCUCCUCGUUCACUUGUCUUUCCUGAGGCAGAGAACAGGAAAUGGACCAUCAUGGUGAGUAGCCUUGAGAAAAACUCACCAUUAUUUACCAUAUAAUUUUAUACAUAAGUAGGUUAAUUUAGACCCAUAGUCAGCUUUUACUCUCUCUCUUCUAAUCAUGACAUCCUUUUUCUCUUACAGGGUCUGGUGGUUUCUCUUCUGACUGACUAUUCACCACAGAUCCCCAUGCUCAAGUUCUAA
Xyrichtys novacula (pearly razorfish) is the source of this 3083-nucleotide messenger RNA. Lineage: Eukaryota; Metazoa; Chordata; Actinopteri; Labriformes; Labridae. The record is from the annotation of a GenBank genome assembly.